Mesorhabditis belari is the source of this 1977-nucleotide messenger RNA. Lineage: Eukaryota; Metazoa; Nematoda; Chromadorea; Rhabditida; Rhabditidae. The record is from the annotation of a GenBank genome assembly.
AUGAGUCCCGCUUCAUCGGGUUCUUUAAAUCGAGCCGAGGGAUCCACUUCACCGAUCGACUCGGCAAAUCGAAAUGGCAGUGCCAGCUCGGCGAACUCCUCAAGCUCCAUCACUCCGCACAGAUCAACCAGGGGUGCCUCAAAGCAAAGACGCGAUCAAAUCAAUGUGGAGAUCGGCCGAAUGCGAGAUCUUUUACCGCUCUCCGAUUCAAUCAAAGAUCGUCUAUUUCAAUUACAAGUGAUGAGUCUCGCGUGCAUCUUCAUUCGGAAGCAUCGAUAUCGACCUCAUGUGAUCCCCGAAGUGAUGCCAUCAGAUUCAUCAGAUCCAUGCACUUCGACAUCUCUCCCGUCCAUUCCCACUCCAUCUCUCACUCUAUCUCGAUCGCUCGAUGCUGGCAAAACCCUUCGCGGUUUUCUCUUUAUGACAACGAAAUCCGGCAAAGUGUUGUACAUAUCGGAGAAUGCGAGCGAGUAUCUUGGACAUUCAGUGGAAGAGAUUAUGUGCCAAGGGGAUUCUCUCUAUGAUAUGGUCGAUUGUCGAGAUCAUAUGGCAUUACAAAAUCUUUUGGGAGCCGGUCCACCGGAGAAAGAAAAUUUCCCUGAUGACAAGGUGUUUUUGUGUCGGAUGAAUUUAAGUCGAACCGCAAAACGACAACUACAAUUUCAUAAGGUGUUCUUGUGUCGGAUGAAUUUAAGUCGAACCGCAAAACGACAACUCCAAUUUCAUAAGUUUGUUCUCUUUCACGGUCGCUACGUUCAUUCGGCUGAGUACUAUGCGGCGAACAAUGCACCGAAUAGUUGUAUUCAGCCAAUAUUCGCCGCUUUUUGUCAACCAUUGUUGAAUCCGGAGAACGCGGAAAUGUUGGCCACGGGGAACACGGACGCUUUCUCGAGUCAACACUUUCUUGAUAUGAAAUUUAAAGAUAUGGAUAAUACAUUCAUCGAGCAACUUGGUUACACAAGAUGUGAACUUUUGGAUAUUUCGUGGUACAAUCUCAUUCAUCCAGAACACGUUGCCGAUCUUGCAUAUAAACAUCGAUUAUUAAGCGAAGAGAAAGAGGGAUCCGUGUUGGCGCUGAUGAAAAUGCAGAAAAAGAACGGCGAUUGGCUUUGGCUGCAUUGUGUGAUGUCUGUGAGAUCGUCCGCCGGCUCAACAGAGGGAGACUCGAGGCGACAACGACACACCAUCCACAUGGCACACCAAAUUGUUGGUGAGAAUGAGGCAAUUGCCCUACAGGCAAACGGUUGGAUCUACAGCAUGAGACACAGCUAUCCAACAUCGUUCACAAAUCAAGACUCUCCCGAGUCACUUCCCGCUGAUCGACCCGCUAGUCCGACUUCCCCGUUUGCAACGGCACAGCCUUUUGGCCUGACAAUGCUCAAGCCAGAGCCUCCUUGUUAUCCAUUCCCUACUCACAUUCCUCAUCCCUCGCUCUUUGCCAUCGAUUGCUCACAGAUCAAAGUCGAAAUCCCAAUGAAGGGUGUGCCACCUCCACUGUGUCUGAUCACUCCCGAACACUCAUCGCCCGAGUCAUCCUCUUCUUUUCCAUCGCAUUUCACCGACGUGAAACGGGAUCUCGAUUUGGAUGCAAACAAAAACGUUCUUGAUGGAGUAUCUGAUUUGAUACGAGCCGUUGAUCGAAAUGCACUACCUGAGCUCCGGGAUCUCGAUGAGUUUUUCAAACAGGAAGAGUAUGCGACGAGUUCGUUGAGCUCUCAGGAAUCGUCACCAAAUGUCCGACAUCCAUUUCAUUUCUCUCUACCAAAUCCCACGACAAUCAUCGCUCCUACACACUUGCCAUUAGCGGAAAUGAUGACCCCAAUGGGUGGUGCUCUUGGCCGUCUGCCAACAUUAGAUGGAUCUUGUCUUCCCUUUGGUUAUCCACCAUUUUCAUCGCCAUUUCUCACCCCACAACCCCCACCAAUCAAUCCAACAUUCUAUAGUCGAAAACGAAUCGGAUCGUGGACGGGAAUGAUG